GACAGCCGGGGGUAAAGAAAAACGGAACUCUGUGGUGGAUAAACCGGAACCCCCGACAGAAUUCAAUGCCGUUUCUGCCCGAAAAGCCAUCGUCAGCGAGCUGGCAACUUACCGCCGCAAGCCUGGGGAGUCGAAGAUCUCAGUUAUGCUCAAUGAGGAAGUGGACAUCACGCCGGAGUUCGAGUGCCCAAGGUCAGAACAGGAGAGGAGAAAGGCUAUGAACUCGUUCACCUACUUUGCCAAACUCUUCUACAACGGAAAGUUCAUUGAAAGUACUCCACAGCUCGAGCAGAUGCAAGUAUUAUUCCAAGAUGGUACCACGCUAGCCUUUGAGGAACGGAUGUGGUGUUUGGACGACAAAUUCACCCUGCGAUUUGGACAGGUCUAUCCGCUGCAAGUGUGUGACCCACCGGAUGACAUCUCCGCUGUGAUCUAUGAGAAACACGCAUGUGUGAUAAAGCGGAUAGCCGAGGUCCAUCUGAGCAAGGCAACACUCCUCAGUCUCAAUCGAUGUCCCUCCAGCAGUGCCUCCCACCCCUCCGUAUCUUUGUCCUUCGGUGUGGAGUUUGUCCUUGAGUCCCUUGAGGGCAGCGGUGAGGCCUUGGCUCGACUUGUACCCAAUGGAAGCGUGACCCUGGGCGUCAAAUGGAGACUGCCCGAGGCCUAUGGUAACGUGGUGGGAGAUGCUACCUGCGCCAUGGAGUAG
Dibothriocephalus latus is the source of this 706-nucleotide messenger RNA. The record is from the annotation of a GenBank genome assembly. Lineage: Eukaryota; Metazoa; Platyhelminthes; Cestoda; Diphyllobothriidea; Diphyllobothriidae.